Messenger RNA from Sycon ciliatum, 1328 nucleotides. Its product is annotated as STING ER exit protein-like. Gene Ontology annotation, biological process: endoplasmic reticulum membrane organization; endoplasmic reticulum to Golgi vesicle-mediated transport. Lineage: Eukaryota; Metazoa; Porifera; Calcarea; Leucosolenida; Sycettidae. The coding region runs from base 131 to 823 and encodes 230 amino acids. The record is from RefSeq and is a predicted model, not a curated record. The transcript has 8 exons.
AUCUCGCCUCAUUUCAGCAGUUUGAAAUUUUGCUUUCAUUCUGGAAAGCAAUUUAUUCUCUUUCUUCCACAGCAUUAGUGCAAGCGUGUACAGAACCUGACCUAUCUGCACAUGGUGGAGUCUUGACAAGAUGCCGAAGAUAGUCUCCCACAGUGUGGCUGUGGAUGACAAUCGCAGCAAGAGAGACUAUGGCGUGAACGAAGUAUCCCUUUCCGUCUAUUACUGCAUCUGUGGUCAGAUGGUCUUUGUGCUAGACUCCACUUUGGAGAAAUUGCCCCGCCGACCGAGGGACAACUCAUUUGUGGUGGAUCUUCGCAAGCGGACCUGCAGACGUCGUUGUGUUCCAGACAAAACAAUCUACUUGAAAAGGACGGAAGGGCUGGAAUUGCAAAUCCGUGAAAAGUGUCAGACCUGUGGCCUACCUCUUUUGUACAAGACAUCGGAGACCGCACCUUUCUUCUUCGUUCUCGAUGGUGCCGUUUCGUUGACCGGUGAUGUCUCCAGCAGUGACGUAAACGUUGGUCCAGAACAAGGAGGUGUUGCCUCGUUCAGUGGCAAGUCAAGAGCAUCCGGUGGUGAUGGUGAACCCCCUGCCAAGAAGAGAGCGGUUGGAAGCACGGCAGUUAGCACCAUGGAGGAGGAAGAGGAGGAAUCUGACCAGAAAAUUAUCGAGCAGUCGUACCAGUCUCACGCACGUGUGGUUGAUCAGCUAUGGAGGAAGACAGAGCUUGGAAAGACACAGCUGGCUGAACAGGAGGCGAUCAUGAAGAACGCCAGUGCCGCAAAGAGACAGCGUGGCACUCUUAUCGACCGUGUCACAUAGAAAGAUGUCAUGUUAUCUUCUUUCUUUUUUUUGUCUUUUUUGAAAAUCUUUCUUCACUUUUCAACUCAGGCACGGUGUUUCCUCAGCCUUUGUUGCUUGUAUAUAGUUGCUGUCUCGGAGACCCCCUCACACACAUGAUUCAUUGUGUUCAGGGUCGCGAUGAUGUUCUUUGGUUUGCUGUGUACAUUGCUAAUUUUGAUUGAGCUUGUUCGUGUUUGCUUUGUUUUAUUUUUUUUAUUUCAUGGUACUGUGUGUUGCCGGUGCGCUGAUGCCAUCCUUUGACACACCGCUCCUUUAGUCUGACAUUGUACAAGUAAAAUGUUAUUUAAUUUUAAGUUGUUGCCUUGCCUGGCCUUUUGUUUGGUAUCCGUACUACCGUUUGAGCAUAAUUAUAUGUACUGGGUACAUUAUGUACAUGCAAUGUACCCUCCUCCAUUCCUGGUGUAGUCCAGAAGGUGAAGUGCAAUCCAGGCUGUAUUUGUAUUCGACUUGGCCUUGUUGCUGA